Salvia hispanica is the source of this 2564-nucleotide messenger RNA. Its product is annotated as serine/threonine protein phosphatase 2A 57 kDa regulatory subunit B' beta isoform-like. Gene Ontology annotation, cellular component: protein phosphatase type 2A complex. NCBI's taxonomy places the organism in Eukaryota, Viridiplantae, Streptophyta, Magnoliopsida, Lamiales, Lamiaceae. Gene Ontology annotation, biological process: signal transduction. The record is from RefSeq and is a predicted model, not a curated record. Gene Ontology annotation, molecular function: protein phosphatase regulator activity.
GGCUGUUAUAUACCGAUGCACAAAUUCGAAAAUUACCAUUUUGUCCAUGGCCUGCGCAUUCGCAGAAGAUCAAAUUUAAUGGAAACCAUAAAUAAAUAAUUGAAUAAUUAAGAUAAAGAAAAAACAAAAAGAAGCCCUAAAUUUCCUCGUCGGCGGUGGCUUGAUUCAAAUCGUAUCCUUUUCUUCAUCUGCAUCCAACCGAUUUCUUCCCAAUUUCUACUCCCCGCCUCCAGAUUUCUGCUGCUUUUGAGAGUAUAAUUGCUUCGUUUUGCUCUCGAACUCGUCGAUUCAGUUGCGCGACACUGCUUUGCUAAGUUCGACGGAGCUGAUCGGGUCGCGGAUUUGUAAUUUUCGGAUUUCUCAAGCAUAUAUCUGGUAUUUUAUUUCUAUCGAAUUGUUUGCUUGCGAUUUUGCACGAGCACGGAGCAUAUUUUUGUACUUGAUUUAUACGGCAGAAGCGUUUCUAUGCUGUUACUAACUGUUAGUUUAAGUAAUUGAUCGGUUUGAGAUUGCGGUCCCGGAGUUUUACCACCAACUGCUUUCAUUGCUUUGCGAAUGGAAGUUACUGGAAGAGCAAGUAAAAUGUGAAGUUGAGUGUAUGUGGGAGAAUGGAGUAGUGCUGCUUUAGUGCUUUAGACAGUUUCUGUUUCUUCUUUCGGUUGAGGAUCACAAUGUUGAAUAAGAUAAUGAAAAGGGGGCAGAGGAGGUCCUUGAAAUCUGAAGCGAUUGAGGCCCCCAUACCUCCGUCGUCUGCCUCUAGUGUGACGGUCAAUCAUGCAUCUCGACUGGCCUCUGCGACGCCUCAGCCUGUGAGCCUUGCUAGCAUCCCGCAGAAUCUUGGCACUGUAGAGGUUUUGCCAACGUUGCGGGACGUUCCAAUGUCUGACCGGCAUAAUCUGUUUAUCCGGAAACUUCAAAUAUGUUGCUUCCUGUUUGAUUUCACUGAUCCGACGAAGUCUGUGCGGGAGAAGGAGAUCAAGAGGCAAAAUCUGGCGGAACUCGUUGACUUGAUGCAGUCCGGAUCGUGUAAGAUGAAUGAGGUGAUGCAGGAGGAACUGAUCAAGAUGAUAUCUGUGAAUAUUUUCCGGUGCUUGCCACCGGCUGCACAUGAGAACACUGGCUCAGAGGGUGGAGAUCCUGAGGAAGAUGAGAUGUUCAUGGACCCUUCAUGGCCUCACUUGCAACUUGUGUAUGAUCUGCUUUUAAAGUAUGUGGUGUCAUCAGAAACAGACACUAAGAUUGCGAAGAAGUAUCUUGACCACUCGUUCGUACUGAAAUUGCUUGAUUUGUUUGAUUCAGAAGACAUGAGGGAACGAGAAUAUUUGAAGACAAUUCUUCACCGCAUAUAUGGGAGAUUUAUGGUUCAUAGACCCUUCAUACGGAAUGCGAUAAACAACAUUUUUUAUCGGUUCAUAUUUGAGACCGAGAGGUACAAUGGGAUUGGUGAGCUUUUAGAGAUUCUUGGAAGUAUAAUUAAUGGGUUUGCACUGCCAAUGAAAGAAGAGCACAAGCUGUUCCUUGUACGGGCACUUGUUCCAUUGCACAAGCCUAAAUGUAUUUCUUCAUACCAUCAGCAGUUGUGCUAUUGUAUAACACAGUUUGUCGAGAAGGAUUACCGGUUGGCUGAUACUGUGAUUAGAGGGGUGCUGAAGUAUUGGCCUGUCACAAACUGUGGCAAGGAGGUUCUCUUCCUUGGGGAGCUAGAAGAGAUUUUGGAAGUGACACAGUCUGCAGAGUUCCAGCGCUGCAUGGUACCGCUGUUUAGACAAAUUGGACGAAGCCUCACUAGCUCACAUUUCCAGGUAGCUGAACGGGCUCUUUUCUGGUGGAACAAUGAGCACAUAGUCAGUCUGAUUGCAGAAAAUCGGCAUAUUGUUUUACCAAUCAUAUUUGAUGCUCUAGAAAAGAACAUACGAGGCCACUGGAACCAGGCAAUCGUUGGAUUGAGCUCCAAUGUCAGGAGAAUGUUCCUUGAGAUGGAUCCCGAGCUAUUUGAAGAAUGCCAGAGGCAGCAUGACGAUAAGCAAGCAAAAGCUGGAGAAGUUAAAGAGCAUCGCGAGUUAACUUGGAAGAAACUGGAAGAGGUUGCUUCUCAAGUUACCGGUGAAGAAAACAUGGUCGUCAUUUAGUGAUUUUUUUUGUGGGAUUCAAAAACAUACAGCUGCGGAUUUUUAAAUAAUCUCCCCAGUCAGAUGGUGAAGUUCUAUCAACCCGACAUUCUAUCACUUCUCAAAGAGUAGGAGCAACUUAUAGAAAACGAAUUGAUUGGGAGCAAAACGGCCGGGAAAAAUGGAGGUAAGUAUGCUACUUUGCUUCAUACAAAAUGCCGUCAUCUUGUGUUUGUUUGUGAUUUGCAACAUUUCAUUUUAUUACUCAUCCAAAUAAUGAUCAGUUUUUGUAAUCUAUAAUUAUUUUGUGGUUUUUUGUAUUUUGUAAAAGAAUAGACUGAAAUCAAGCUAUGAGGCUUUAGAUCAAAGAUUGUUUUACUGCUUUGAGAAUUGCCUCUCUUUGUUUUUUAGAAGCUUGAUUGGUGACGUUAUUUUAUAUGGAAAAGUAUUUGUUAA